This is a messenger RNA of Pseudogymnoascus destructans, 1135 nucleotides long. RefSeq lists its product as uncharacterized. Lineage: Eukaryota; Fungi; Ascomycota; Leotiomycetes; Thelebolales; Thelebolaceae. The record is from RefSeq and is a predicted model, not a curated record. The transcript is spliced from 2 exons. Bases 221 to 1036 code for a protein of 271 amino acids.
UGUAGGUAAUGCUGGAGGCAAGCUACACAACUACACAUUAAGAUUUAGCUGAUGCCGAUGCUGAUUGCCUGACGUGAAGCAAUCACAACAUCUAUCACUUCUUGAUUACUGUAUCGGAACGCCACUUCCGUCACCGGAGUGAGAGUCCAAUCUUACCCCUUCACCACUCAACUUAACAUGCCGUCUGAUUUUCUGACCUCCUCUGAUCGGAUUCAUCAAAAUGGCCGCAAGUACUUCAAAAAGUAUGGACGAGGACAUCAGAGAAUCUCGCGACUUAUCGAGAAUACCAGAGACUUAUCGAUUAAUGCACCAAGAAGAAGACAAAGACAUGCUCGACGACCAUUUGCUCCAUACAAAACGGCUCGGUGACUACAUAAACCAUCAUCGAUACAGACAUUUAUGCACGGCUUUGAAGCUCAUAGUGCUAUGUCUCGCGGGCUGGGGAGUUUUCAACCUCUGGGAAUUUUGGCCGGGCUCAAACCAGCCCCCGAAUUCUCACACCGGCCACGAUCAUGCCGCUACACCAGAUGAGUAUAUCUGUGACUGCGGGUCUUCAACAAAGGAAGCAGUCUCUCUCGGAUGUCAGUUUGUGCCCAUGGCAGCAGCUUGGCUCCCACCAGCCUGUAUCGAUGAGGAGCUGAGCCACGAAUUCAACACCGCCGGCCCCGGCAUCAACGGAGAAUGGACAUACUGGGCUGAUCGUGACCAUCUACACGAGAUCAGUGAGAAAGAUGUCUCACUUCUGGCUGAUACUGGAGAACUGUUCUAUGGGACUUGGGAGUGGCACGUCAAACAUUGUACCUUCCAGUGGCGACUGGACUACCGUCGCAGGUGGCUGAAUACGACCUUGGAGCCGAGAUAUGAUCAUGAGAGCCAUAUCACGCAUUGCCAGAUGAUCAUCUUUGCAGAUCGGACGAAGUCGACUGCGAGCAAUGUGAAGCUGAACAGCAGCAGCCAUAUGCCACCGCAUGGUCAUGAAAUGCACGGAAAACGGUGGUCUGCGGUGUCGGAACCAAUCAUUCAUUUGAUUGAUUAAUAGAUCCUCGCCGUCAAGAUGCGUUGGGAUCAGACUCGAUUCCCGAAAUUGUUGACAAGUAUCAUAUAAUAUAUAUGUAUCAAAUUCGAUGUUCUGUCU